AUGGAGACAGAAAACGGUCAAUUGUCGGUUCCACCAGGGUUUCGGUUCCAUCCAACAGACGAGGAACUCGUCUAUUACUAUCUAAGGAAGAAAGUGUCAUAUGAAGCCAUUGAUCUCGAUGUCAUUAGAGAAGUGGAUCUCAACAAGAUUGAACCUUGGGACCUCAAAGAUAAAUGCAGGAUUGGGACAGGUCCACAAAACGAUUGGUAUUUCUUUAGUCACAAGGAUAGGAAAUACCCAACUGGUACUCGAACAAAUCGGGCCACAACUGUUGGAUUCUGGAAAGCAACCGGAAGAGAUAAAGCCAUCCAUCUUAGUAACUCUAAGAGAAUCGGAAUGAGGAAGACACUCGUGUUCUACACUGGCCGUGCUCCCCAUGGCCAAAAGACUGAUUGGAUCAUGCAUGAGUAUCGUCUCGACGAUCACACCUCUACCCACCUACAGGAAGAUGGAUGGGUGGUGUGUAGGGUUUUCAAGAAAAAGAACCUUGUUCGUGGUUUCCAACAAGAUGUUAAUGUUCUCGAAGAAGAAGAUCAAGAUCAUGACCAUCGUUUCCCUAGCCUUGAACAUCAUCAUCAUGGAUUUGAUCUUCAAUACCAUCAACCUGCAGUGACUAAUCCAAUUAACAAGACGUCCAACUUUACUAUGAACCUUCCGGGCUAUGGAUACUGCAGUUUCGACGGAUCCACUACGCUGCCGCAGCUGUUGAGUCAUGAUCAUCAUCAUCAACAACCAUUAAUAACACCGAUGGCAAACUUUAUGAAUAAUAAUAGUUCACUGGAUCUGAACUGCUCUCAAAGCUUGUUAAGCCGGCUAACUAAUAACAACACUUCAUCAUCUGGAGGAGAUUGGUCUUUCUUGGAGAAGCUUCUUGCAAGCAACCAUCCCCAGAAACAGCAGCAACAGCAGCAGGAGGCUUCAUCUUCCGGCCAAGAAGGUCUUAAUGGUAAUAAUCAGCAGGUGGUGGGAUCAUCAACAUCUAGGUUUCCGUUGCACUACUUGGGAUGUGAUCAAGCAGCUGACAUGUUCAAGUUUCCAAAGUAA
Molecule: messenger RNA, 1044 nt
Organism: Impatiens glandulifera
Lineage: Eukaryota; Viridiplantae; Streptophyta; Magnoliopsida; Ericales; Balsaminaceae
Product: protein SOMBRERO-like
Exons: 3
Coding region: 1-1044 (347 amino acids)
Biological process (GO): regulation of DNA-templated transcription
Molecular function (GO): DNA binding
Source: RefSeq, a predicted model, not a curated record